GUUGAGAAAAUCCCGCCCCGUCAAUCCUUCCCAUUUCACACUUUCAGAUCGAGACAUUUACUUAGAAAAAAUUUCAAAAACGCAGCAGCAGGCCCUCGGCGUCUUUGUCGCCACCUUGCUGCCGUUAGCUUGCCGACGUCUUCGCCGGAACUCCAUUACCAAAACUUCGAGUUCAACUUCAACCUUGCUGUCAAGCUCAUAGGGACCCUGAUCAAUCAAGCUAUUAUGGUCAUAUCAGCCCUUGUGUUGUAAACAGUAGCAAUAUAGAUGAAAGAACUCAAAACCAUCCAAGACCUCCAUAACGGCAUUAGCAAUGGCAGCUGCGAAGGCCAGCAGCACAUUUCCCUUUCUGACUUUAAUCUGAUACCGUCCCCACAUGAUGGCGAUUUGCUGGACCAGAUUCUGUCUCCCAUCCCUUCCUCUUCUUCUUGGAAUGACCUCUCCCUAUCUCACCGCCUCUGGGAAUCCUCCCCUCACUCCCUCUCCCCGCUCCCCCUCUCAAGUCUAAGCUCAGGUGUUGGCGACCAGUCAUAUUGCUUCGACGACCCAUCAUCGACUCAUUUGGCUUCAAAGCUCCAGGACUAUCAUACCAACAGCAUUGACGGAAACCUCCUCGCCUCAAAUUCUGCAACUGCAAUUAUGCUUCAGCAGCAGUUGCUCUCUAGAGGACUUACCAGUGCUGAAUUUGGGUCUUCGACCGGAGCUGCUGGGAGUUUUGGCAUCCUCGGUGGUCAAUUGAGCUUUACCCAGGAUGCUCAAAAUGAUGGAAAUUCAUUACUGAGGAAUACUAGCGAAUAUGAAGCGGCUUUAUACCACGGAUUGUCUGGAACUCUCACUCAACUACCGCCUCAGCUUCAUCAUAUUCAUCACUCUCCGAUGAACAAUAAUCCACAACCGUAUCAGAAUUACGGAGCACCGCCUGUGGCACCGUUCAACCAAGCGCUAACCUCCGCACCGACGGGAGAAGGAGCACUGCCAGCCCCGCCAAAACAGCCGCGAGUGAGGGCUCGUAGAGGACAAGCCACCGAUCCUCACAGCAUCGCUGAGAGAUUACGGAGAGAGAGAAUCGCAGAUGGAAUGAAGUCCCUGCAGGAGCUGGUUCCCAAUGCUAAUAAGACUGACAAGGCUUCAAUGCUGGACGAGAUCAUCGACUAUGUUAAAUUUCUCCAGCUCCAAGUCAAAGUUCUGAGUGUGAGCAGAUUGGGUGGUGCUCCAACUGUUGCUCCCCUACUUGCCCUUAUGUCUUCGGAGGGGGCAAGCGAAUGCAUACAAGGAGGUGUAGGCAGCAAAGGAACACCUACUCCCAAAAGGGCACCGUCCUCCACCUCCUGUAGCGGCGGCGACACCAUGAGAUUGACGGAGCAGCAGGUGGCGAAGCUAAUGGAGGACGACAUGGGCACCGCCAUGCAAUACCUCCAAGGCAAAGGCCUCUGCCUCAUGCCCAUUUCAUUUGCCGCUGCCAUUUCCGCCUCCGCCGCGAAUAAUCCCAUCGCCGCCGCCAGUUCACACGGCGGCGGUCCCUUUUCUCCAACCAUGCCGGGGAUGGCGGCGGCUGGUAACGACGCAGUUGAUGAGGACCCCUCUUCCGUAAAAGAGACCGCUCCCGCCCUACACCAGCUUAAAGAAGAAAAGUGAUUGUAUUGCUCUUUUUGGUAAGGAAGAAUUCACGUUAUUGCCCUCAAAAUUGUCUGAUUUUACCCAAUUGCUCUCAUGCUCCGGCAUUCAAUAAGGGUAAGGGUAGUAAUUAAAUAUGAUACUCAGUCCUAAUAAUGUAAAAUCGUGCAAUUUUGAGAGUAUGGAUUUUUCUUUUAAUUUGAGUCUACAUAAGAGCUCUGAUUGUUACCGCUCUGAUCCAAAUGCUAAAUUAAUGAUUGGAGAUUUG
Messenger RNA from Cuscuta campestris, 1882 nucleotides. Lineage: Eukaryota; Viridiplantae; Streptophyta; Magnoliopsida; Solanales; Convolvulaceae. The record is from the annotation of a GenBank genome assembly.